UCCUUAUAUGUAAUGUGUAAGAUUUUCUUCGUUAAUAAUUAAUGCUUGGAAACAUAUAAAUACGUAUCAACUGAUUACACCAAAAAACAAUGAUAUGUGUUACUUCUUAGAUUAAAGGAUUUUGCAAACACAUAUUAAAAAUCUAUACAGGGAUAUUUUCCUGAAUUUAACAUUAAGUUUGGAAUACAAAUUGAUGAUUUGUAACUAAAGAGAAAGACUGUAAUCUUAGUGGAAGAGAAACAGAAGUCAAAGUUCAACAUUAUCUGCACAAAACAGUUGUUGCUCAUGGGAGUAUCUGUCUAGUGAAGUGUCUAGAAGGCUGGUUUGAUUUUACCAUCACUUAAAUCAGUGACAUACAAAACAAAAAGAAAAUACAAACCCCAGAGAUACAAAGAAAAUGCAAAGAAAACAGUCUGCAGUUAAUGGGGCUAUAGAAGUCACCUCUCCCAUAUCACCAGUGCCAGUUGGUCAUAUGUCCCCUGCCCAUAAAGAAACGCUGAAAUCCCUCCAUGCUCACAUUGUAGAAGAGGUUGAUGCAAAACAUCUUAUGGAUGUCCUCUACCAAAACAGAGUUUUCACAGAUGAGAUGAAAGAUGAAAUCUUGUCAAAACAAACAAGACAUGAACAAAUGCGCGAGCUCUUAGAUAAACUCAAAUACAGGGACAGUAAUGCAUUUGAUGUUUUUGUUGAUGUAUUAAAGAAAGAUUACCCUCACAUUGCUGAAUCUGUUGACGAAGAACUCAGUCGUCAAACUCUAGUUCAAACAGUAUAUAACCUGAAACUGCAUUUAGCUAAUGGAAGAAUUUAUAAAGAUUCAGCACUUGUGGAGGAAAUCUCUGAAUUGGCUUGUGCAUUGAGCAAAAUGUAUUUUGUUGAUGAAAACUCAACUUCAAACAGCACAGAAGUUGAGAUUUCUUCAAAUGAAGUUGGUACUACUAGUGUUGAUCAAUUCAAUGAUAAACAAGAUGUACCCAUUUCCGCACUGAAAGUUCCAAAGUCUGACCGGCCUAACUUGACCAUCCGCUCACAUUCAUUUCCUGGUGUCGUUCAUCAUGCCACUGAGAAUUUAACUAGCGAGAAAUCAAUGUUGUCCUCUCCUUUGAAGUAUGAUAAGCCUUCCUUCUCUGGUUAUGAGUAUCAAGCUCCUGAGGAGAAUGAUAGUCCUGCUGCUGUUGAUGUGACUGACAGCCCUCUAGUUAUAACUGAACCCGACCCAAAUUCAAUCAUUCCUAAGGGCGAACCCGUUUUCUAUAAGUUAGAUUGGGAAACAAACCUUCUUGAUAAUGAUAAGUUUGUGGUCAUAAAGAGAAAACAUGGCCCAUGUGAGGCAGUAUUAUGUGAUGAGAAGUUGCAUGUUAAGAAGCAGCUACUUGAGAGUGAGUCAGUAUGGCAUGCUGUUUUGAGUACUGAUAUUGUGGUUCUGUUGUAUGGUGAUGCAAAAAAGAAACUGUUUGAUGUUGAAGGACAAUUUAUUAGAGACAUGAGCCCUGGAGAGCAACUACUGAGUUCUUAAACAUAAUACAGGUUGAUAAAAAAACAGACUUCACCACAGUUGUAAUCAUAUUAAUCAAACUGAAGUGAAAUAGAAAAUUGAUUACAAUUAUUACAAUUCUGGGUGGUUCAACGUAUUUGGACACCCUGUACAUAUAGCAUAUUUGAUCCAUUUAAGUCUAGGACUUUUUCCCAUGGAGCAUUUGACAAAAGAUCAGAGAGUUAUUUCUGGUUCGGGAUAAAAGUCAAUGUUCACAAAAAAAAACAAAUUCAUAUCAAGUAUAUUGAGGUUAAAUAUGGAAUGAGAAACCUUUCAACUCCCUAUCAAGUUCAUAUGUUGCAUAAAACCAUGCAAAUAUCAAUAGUAUAUAACUAUAUUACAAAAAUACCAACAAUAGUUGUAAUCUAUAUUCAGUCUAGUUGAUGAAUUCAGAAAAUAAAUAACUGCUAUAGUUUGUGGGAUGUAGUC
Owenia fusiformis is the source of this 1960-nucleotide messenger RNA. Lineage: Eukaryota; Metazoa; Annelida; Polychaeta; Sabellida; Oweniidae. The record is from the annotation of a GenBank genome assembly.